Molecule: messenger RNA, 554 nt
Organism: Alosa sapidissima (American shad)
Lineage: Eukaryota; Metazoa; Chordata; Actinopteri; Clupeiformes; Clupeidae
Product: gamma-crystallin M3-like
Exons: 3
Coding region: 16-540 (174 amino acids)
Biological process (GO): lens development in camera-type eye; visual perception
Molecular function (GO): structural constituent of eye lens
Source: RefSeq, a predicted model, not a curated record
CGCAGGUCAAUAACCAUGGGAAAAAUCAUCUUUUACGAGGACAGGAACUUCCAGGGUCGCUCCUAUGAGUGCAUGAGCGACUGUUCCGAUAUGUCCUCCUUCCUCAGCCGCUGCCACUCCUGCAGGGUGGAGAGCGGCUGCUUCAUGAUCUACGACCGUCCCAACUUCAUGGGUAACCAGUACUUCAUGAAGAGGGGCGAGUACUCCGACUAUAUGCGCAUGAUGGGCAUGAAUGACAACAUCAAAUCCUGCCGCAGCAUCCCCAUGCACAGAGGACAGUUCAGAAUGAGGAUCUACGAGAGGGAGAACUUCGGUGGUCAGAUGCACGAGCUGAUGGAUGACUGUGACUCCAUCCAGGACCGCUACCGCAUGUCUGACUGCCAGUCCUGCAAUGUUAUGGAUGGCCACUGGCUCAUGUACGAGCAACCCCACUUCAGAGGCAGAAUGAGUUACAUGGCUCCUGGAGAGUACAGAAACCUCAGGAACAUGGGAUUCAAGUGUAUGAGCAUGAGGCGUAUCAUGCACUCCCUCUAUAACUAAAAGGAUACUUUAGA